This is a messenger RNA of Eurypyga helias (sunbittern), 810 nucleotides long. It is a transcript of the gene MRPL46, whose product is annotated as mitochondrial ribosomal protein L46. The transcript has 3 exons. The record is from RefSeq and is a predicted model, not a curated record. Gene Ontology annotation, cellular component: mitochondrial large ribosomal subunit. NCBI's taxonomy places the organism in Eukaryota, Metazoa, Chordata, Aves, Eurypygiformes, Eurypygidae. The annotation marks the transcript as partial. Gene Ontology annotation, molecular function: structural constituent of ribosome.
AUAGAGCUGGAGAAAAGCCACUAUUCAGACCAUGAAAUCCGCAAGCUGGGGGAGGAGGAGCUGCUCAGGAAGAGGAAGGAAAGCAAGUAUGAUGAUGAAGUGUCUGGCAAAACGGUCAUCAUGGCUCAGGACCUGGAGGACAAGUGGGACCAGAAGUUUCUGCGGUUCGAAGCUGCUCCACGGAUAACAGAUGCCGAUAAAAACAACAAUCGAACAUCGCUGAACAGGAAGCUGGACAGUAACCUGAUGCUUCUCGUGAAACAGAAGAUUGGUAACCAGGAGCAGUGGCUCCUGCCUCAGGUGGAAUGGCAGCCUGGAGAGACACUACGAAGCACAGCUGAGCGAGCCAUGGCUACAUUUUUGGGAGAUCACAUUCAAGCCAAAAUCCUGGGGAAUGCGCCGUAUGGGAUUUACAAGUAUAAAUUCCCCAGGGCCAUCAGGACUGAGGAUAACAUGGGAGCCAAAGUAUUCUUCUUCAAAGCCUUCCUCCAGAGCAGUGAUUUGUCCCAGGCGGAGCUGAAGGAAGAUUACCUGUGGGUCACAAAGGACGAGCUGGGAGAUUACUUGAAGUCAGAAUACCUGAAAAAAGUGAAUCGAUUCCUUCUGGACUUAUAAGCCAUAGGCUGUGCUCCAGCAGAUGGGGAAGAUGUGGAACGGACUCCAGGGAGGAGCACAGCUGCUGCUUUGCAUGGUCUGUGUGUACAAGAUCUUAACUUGGGCUCUGGAGGAUAAUUUGCCUUUGCCUUAUUUCCCAGUUCUCUUCACCGGGCCUGUACUAAAUAAAUAUUAAAAAUUCUACUAGGAAGUGAA